AUGUUGAAAUUUUACACGGAUGAAACCCCCGAAGUGGUCCAACAUGCCCCGGGGCUGCAUCUUAUCACAUGCUCCACCCCUAAUGGCAAGAAGGUCCAGAUCUUUCUGGAGGAGUUGAAAGAUAUUUAUGGACUGGAGUGGACAACCUCUCUGAUAGAUAUCGACACUGAUGAACAGAAGGAGCCAUGGUUCCUAAAGCUUAACCCGAACGGUAGAAUCCCUGUUCUUGUUGACAAUAUAAGCAAGCCGCCGUUCCCCAUAUUCGAAUCAUCAGCAGAGCUACUGUAUCUCCUUGAUACGGUGGAUAAGGACCAUCACUUCGGCUUCUCUGAUCCCAAAGAACAGUCUCAAUUGAUUCAGUGGCUUAUCUUCUGGCAUGCCUCGGGUCAGCCUAGCCAAGGCCAACUUAAUCACUUUGGAAGAUUUGCUCCAAUACAGAUCCCUUAUGCGGUCGAGAAAUUCAAGGCCGAAACACUACGGGUCUACAAUGUGCUCGAGCUCCACCUUUCUGGAGGCCUAAACGGCCAACCUCGAGCAUAUCUAGCUGGAAAUGGGUUUGGCAAAUUCAGUGUUGCUGAUAUUAAUGCGUAUCCUUGGGUACGCGCAUGGAAAAGAAGUACUGUAUCAGAAAAGGAGAUGGCCCAAUAUACGCACUUGAAGGAAUGGAUAGAACGAAUUGGGUCUAGACCAGCUGUACAGAGGGGAGUGAGCGAUGUAUACGAUGAAGAAGUUCACCCUGAGUUACUUGUUAGUACUAUUCAUAAAUAG
Penicillium soppii is the source of this 768-nucleotide messenger RNA. RefSeq names its product glutathione S-transferase family protein. The record is from RefSeq and is a predicted model, not a curated record. The coding region runs from base 1 to 768 and encodes 255 amino acids. NCBI's taxonomy places the organism in Eukaryota, Fungi, Ascomycota, Eurotiomycetes, Eurotiales, Aspergillaceae. The transcript has 4 exons.